Molecule: messenger RNA, 732 nt
Organism: Aspergillus udagawae
Lineage: Eukaryota; Fungi; Ascomycota; Eurotiomycetes; Eurotiales; Aspergillaceae
Exons: 2
Coding region: 1-732 (243 amino acids)
Source: RefSeq, a predicted model, not a curated record
AUGCCUAUCAAACGCUCUCAGACCCCGGCUCCCUCCCAUGCCGCGAGGUGCCUGCGGGCGGGCGCUUCCGCCGCCGCUGCUGCUACUGUUUUCGGUCCUGGUUCUCCGGCUUCUUCUUCUGAUGACCCCCUCGUUGCCUUGAAUGCCCGCGGCCGCCUGCAUGCGGUUGAGUCGUCCGGCUCCUUUUCUUGCCAACGUUGUUUCAAAGACGCCAUGAGAAAUGACGAAGUCUGCGCGUGGGUCCGACACGCUUCCUAUAGGAAGUGUAAACGCUGCCAGCGCCUGGGCAAGCCAUGUGAGAAGAUCCCGCUGCAGUGUUGCCGUCGGGCCGCCGUCUGGAACGACCCAGCAACCAACCCCAUCAUCUAUGGCUACAUCAACCUCCGCGCAAAUAACUAUGCCCAUGAGGAGAAGAUUAAAGGCGUCAUCAAAAACACCGUUGUGGAGUGGUCCCAGGAUUAUAAUGUGCUCCCUGUGUUGCUGGCCCCGGCCGCACCACGCGCCGGCGUUCUGGGUGUGAAAGAGAAUCAGGUCCCAGAGCUGACUGUCCUGUGGUUUGUCGUUCAGCUUAUGAGGGCCAAGGGCUCCCUCUUCCCGCAGCUCAUUGACUGCCCUGGAGUGGGAGGGUUCAGAUGGAUGACGAGCAAGGGCAACUCUGUGGAUAGGGCGGAAGGGUGUGCUCAUGUAUCACCAGGUGGCCUAAUGGUUUAUCCCUCGCCAUGUAGUUCUUGA